Messenger RNA from Pyricularia oryzae 70-15, 630 nucleotides. RefSeq lists its product as uncharacterized. NCBI's taxonomy places the organism in Eukaryota, Fungi, Ascomycota, Sordariomycetes, Magnaporthales, Pyriculariaceae. The coding region runs from base 152 to 565 and encodes 137 amino acids. The record is from RefSeq and is a predicted model, not a curated record. The transcript has a single exon.
AACCUUUCUUGGUAUCCCACCAUCUACCUUCGUUCAGGUUUCAUUAUUUGCCUUGUAAAUUUUUUUUUAUCUCCUUGCUUUUAAUCUUCUUACUCUCGCUCAUUAAAAACUUUUCAUCGCAUCGUCAACAUUCACAAGUCUCAUUUUCAACAUGCACUUCUCUACCGUUUUCACAACCGCCGCUACCCUCUUGGCCAUUGCGCCAAACUAUGUCGUCGCAAUUAACGAAGACUGCAUAGUCUCGCUUGUGCCAGAUGGCGGAUCGUUUGCCAGGAAAACCCUGCGCAGCAGUCCAGGACAACAACAUGACCUUCAAUGGGGUAAAUAUGCUUUUACUAUUCGGGUAGAAAAUGGUUGCGCAGGCAAAAAGACUGCUGGGACUAUCCCACCGGCGCAUUUCGUGUCAGUGGGUCGUGCGGCUUCUCUGAAACCCACCUCAAUCCUGAGAGAUGGUGAUCCACGUCCGCCAACGGCAGUUUAUCCUCCUCGACAGCCGCCUCGUACAGAGGGGCGUAGGACGCGAUAUGGCUCAUCCGGAGGUGCGGUAACCGUGGGAGCGAGAUAGGUUGUCGUCGAAUGGGGAUGCUAGGGGACCUUUCAUUAUCAAUGAAUGGAUAUAAUAUACUUAUC